GCUACGAGCCUCCACUAUCUUCUAUUGGAAAAUUGGAGUAGAACAACGCAUGGGUUUGUUUCCAGCUUUUUCAAAAUACACGUGAUAACUUAAUAUUUCUACGUAAAAUCAUGUGUACAGAUUGAUGUGCGCCUAUAUCGCCUAAACACUAUACGUAAAAAUGGAAGUAACUUGCUUAAAUUUUCAGGACGUUCUGUCGGAACUGGAUGACGUUUUAAAAGAUGCCACUUUCCUCAGUAUCGAUGGUGAAUUCACAGGCCUCAAUUCAGGUUCGGACAUAGGAGCCUUUGAUACGCCAGCGCAGUACUAUGCCAAGCUUCGAUCGGGAUCCAUGGACUGUCUUCUUGUACAGUUUGGUUUAUCCGCCUUCACGUAUGACGCAGAAACAGACAAAUACACUCAGCGUUCUUAUAACUUCUACGUGUUUCCCAAACCGACAAAACAUCAGAUGCCAGAUUGUAGGUUCCUCUGUCAGGCAUCCUCCAUAGAUUUCUUAGUAAAUCAAAGUUUUGAUUUCAACAAACUUUUCAAGCAUGGCAUACCAUAUCUGAGUGCGAAUGAUGAGCAAAAGCUUGUCAAACGUAUGGAAGAGAAACAAAAACGUAAAGAAGAGAAUAACAUGGACUUAAUUCCAAUAUCUGACACUGACAAACCUCAAAUAGAAGAAAUAUGUUCUAGAAUAGAAGAAUUUCUUGCCUCAGAUAAGGAGGAAUUAAUGAUAGACAAGUGUAACGCAUUUAUAAGAAGACUCGUGUACCAAGAGGCCAGAGUAAGAUGGCCUAACCAACUUAGGGUUGAAGGUAAAAUGGAAAGAACUUGGCACUGUCUUUCGGUGCAGAAGGUAGGCACCAAAGAAGAGGAGGAAGAGAGAGAAAAUGAGAAACGUGAGAAAGAAAAAUUAGAAAUGGAGCAAGCUGUGGGCUUCAGCAUUCUUUUGCAGAAAAUCGCUAAAUCCAAUAAAAUAAUUGUUGGUCAUAACAUGUUGUUAGAUCUGUGUCACAUAGUGCAUCAAUUUUUUACAGUAUUACCAAGCGACUAUUCCGAAUUCAAGACAUUGCUCCACAGUUUGUUUCCUAGUUUAAUAGAUACGAAAGUGAUCUCUCAGUCCCAGCAAUUCAAGGAAUGCGUAUCAUCGACGAAUCUGAAUACGUUGCUAGAUAUUGUUAGCAAAUCUCCUUUUUCCAUUCCCGAUGUGCAAUCGACAGAAGGGCGCAGUUAUUCUGUAUUAACAGAAAAAUCGCAUGAGGCAGGCUACGACGCGUACAUCACUGGCUUAUGCUUUAUCGCAUUAUCCAAUUAUCUCGGGACACUAGAGAAGUCUGAAAAUACGACAGUAUUAGCAAACUCUCCUUUGCUCAACCCUUUUCUUAACAAACUUCCUAUACAAAGAUUGAAAGAUAUUCCAUAUGUGAAUUUAGUAGGAAAAGAUCCAAUUCCUAGCAGAGAUCACGUGUUUCACUUAACGUUCCCUAAAGAAUGGAAAUACUCGGAUAUAAGUGUACUCUUCGCUCCAUUUGGAGGUGGAUACAUUUCAUGGCUAUCGGAUACAUCUGCAUACGUGAGUUUACAUCGUCGCGAACAAACCGGCGCCGCAACAAAGACCUUAGCUAAACAAACAGCCUGCAAGGUACAGAAAUACUCGCAGCAUCAGGCCAGCCUAGAGACCGACGUGUCUCACGAGACACGCAAACGGAAAUUGCCAUCGCUUGAGAACACGGAGGUUGAUGAAAAGUCGGCUGCCAACGGUGCGAAGGCACCUGCCGAGGAGGAUGACGGGUGGAAAAUCGCCACGGGUAAAAGACGCAAGAAACGAAAGGAUCAAGAAGCAGGCGGCGCAACCGAUAAAAAGGUUUUCCAGGAAAACGAUACCUGGGAAUAGAUGCAAUCAACUUGUAUAAGUAACAUCGUGUACACGGUUAAGACACGCGAUACCAUACACGAAGUGUACUCGUCGCUAAACUCACAUACAAAUAUCGAAACUGAAUCACAAAACAUCUUAAUUUCACGAUCCAUUUUAUUAUGAGACAAAUUUUUAAAUACGAUGUAAUUACGACAAAGUACGUUUAAAAUAAAUUCUUUAUUUCUGG
Ooceraea biroi (clonal raider ant) is the source of this 2087-nucleotide messenger RNA. RefSeq names its product poly(A)-specific ribonuclease PARN. Gene Ontology annotation, biological process: siRNA 3'-end processing; priRNA 3'-end processing; nuclear-transcribed mRNA poly(A) tail shortening. Gene Ontology annotation, molecular function: poly(A)-specific ribonuclease activity; metal ion binding; RNA binding. NCBI's taxonomy places the organism in Eukaryota, Metazoa, Arthropoda, Insecta, Hymenoptera, Formicidae. The record is from RefSeq and is a predicted model, not a curated record. Gene Ontology annotation, cellular component: nucleus; cytoplasm.